Sinocyclocheilus anshuiensis is the source of this 1354-nucleotide messenger RNA. RefSeq names its product protocadherin alpha-8-like. Gene Ontology annotation, cellular component: plasma membrane. The transcript has a single exon. Gene Ontology annotation, biological process: homophilic cell-cell adhesion. Gene Ontology annotation, molecular function: calcium ion binding. The record is from RefSeq and is a predicted model, not a curated record. The coding region runs from base 107 to 1354 and encodes 415 amino acids. Lineage: Eukaryota; Metazoa; Chordata; Actinopteri; Cypriniformes; Cyprinidae.
CGCCAUUGUCCUCAGAAACAGACCACUCGUUGAUUUAGCAGAAAACGUUUUACAGACAUGCGGGAGAAUGUCUGUGAUUUAGCAUACACGACAAUGGUUUGGUAAAAUGGCUGUAACAGAGGGGCAUAUUUUGAACGUGUGGAUAUUUUUUAGUAUCUUUCUUCGAUUUGGGAUUUUUGCAGAUGGACAGAUUGUGUAUUCCACAACGGAGGAGGCAAAUCCAGGCACGACAGUUGGAAAUUUAGCUAAGGAUUUUAACUUGAAUUUACAGGACAUUGAAAGACGUGGAUUUCAAAUCGUGUCGGAGACCAACCGAAGGUAUUUCGAUUUGAAUUUAAAGACUGGUGUUCUUCACGUUAAGGAGAGAAUAGACCGAGAGGAUCUAUGCGAACAGAAUGCGAAGUGUUCUUUACCUCUAGAAGCAAUUGUUAACUCUCCUUUGAAUAUAUAUAGAUUUGAGGUAAACGUACUAGAUAUUAAUGAUAAUCCACCAUUAUUUCGUACCUCAAAGACAACACUAAAUAUUUCAGAAUUAGCUUUUCCAGGGGAGCAGUUCGCUCUGCCGAGCGCGUUUGACGCGGAUGUGGGCAUUAAUUCGGUAAAGAGCUACAAGCUGAGUGCGAAUGAACACUUUUCUCUGGAUGUUCAGAGCGGAGGAGAGCAGAGUGUGUCUGCUGAAUUGGUGCUGCAGAAAGCUUUAGACCGAGAGAAACAGCCAUUAAUUGAGCUCAAACUCAUCGCUGUAGAUGGAGGAAAACCUCCAAGAUCAGGAACAAUGCAAGUAAUCGUAAAUGUCGAAGAUGUCAACGAUAACAUUCCUGUUUUCAGUAAAUCAUUGUAUAAAGCUCGUCUAAAUGAAAACUCGCCACCUGGUACUUCUGUUGUUACAAUUCAGGCCAGCGACCCAGAUGAGGGUGUAAAUGGUCAGAUUGUUUAUGCUUUAGUUAACCACGAUAAUGAUAAAAAUGUCGAAUCAUUUUCAAUAGAUCCUGAAACUGGAGAGAUUACUGUGAAAGGUGAUGUAGAUUACGAAAGAAAAAAUGCUGUGGAAUUCCGCGUGCAGGCACAAGAUAAAGGGCAUAAACCUAGAGCUGCUCUUUGUAAAGUGCUACUUGAAAUUGUUGACAUUAACGAUAAUGUUCCAAAAAUCUCUGUAACAUCUUUGGUUAAUAAUGUCAAAGAAGAUGCUCCGAUUGACACAAUGGUUGGUAUGAUAACCGUCACUGAUAAUGAUGCUGGUAAAAACGGACAGGUAACGUUAAAAAUGCAGGGCUCUGCUCCUUUUAAAGUCCAGAACUCGUACAAUAAUUAUUAUACCUUAGUUGUUAACGGGCUCGGACACACUGAAGAGUGA